Protopolystoma xenopodis is the source of this 504-nucleotide messenger RNA. Lineage: Eukaryota; Metazoa; Platyhelminthes; Monogenea; Polystomatidea; Polystomatidae. The record is from the annotation of a GenBank genome assembly.
AUGGCCAAGUUUUGGAGGCAAGUGCCCACAGAUGAGCCCGUGGAUUGGCUACGCUGGCUUCACACCGUCGGUGGUUGCCGACCGCCAGCAAGUAAGUCGGCUGGUCUUGUACAGUCCAAUGUUAAUGUCAUCGUCGAUAUGGAUUUGACGACUGAGCAUCAUAAUGAGGCAUUGAACACAAUUGAGGCUGCUUUUAAUGGCAAUUCCAACAAUGAGAGAUCAGACUUGACCACAUCAAAUUUAACUGAAGUAAAGUCUGGCUUGAACCAUAAUGCAGAUGAGGGACCACGCCUGGAUUUGCCGCCACCAGAUGACAGUCUUCCUAUGACGGGGCUAGCACAGCUGCGUACUAGUGGCUUCGUCGUUUACCCAGCUGCUUCUGCUUGCCAUAUUCAUUUGGGUCAUGAGGCUCUUGUCACAAAUCUCCAUAGGUCAGGCCAGGCUGACGGUGAGACCAUCGCCCAGGGCAUGAUCUCUUGCGAGGGUUUGCGUCUAGAGCUAUAA